AAUAGAAAGAGAAUAAAAGAAAAAAAAGUUUGCCGUUUGCCUAUUUGCGCGAGUGAAGUGGACCUUUUUGCGGCAGACGAAACCUCCCGAAAGAGGAACCGGACCAGACCACCACCACCUACACCACUCCCCUAAUCCGAAAGCAAACGCAUUCCGCCUGCCUGUGCGCCUGCCAUAGUCGAGUGGGAAACGGAAGGAUCUACCCGCCAGCUGCCCGUAAUCAGCAUUACACCAUCAUGCAGUGCAACAUUCGAUAUUUGGUUAAUGUUGCCGUCAAGGGCAACGCAAGCCUUCGAAACCAUGGCGCGGUGCUCGGUGCCCUGUACGGCCGGUACUACUCGACGACACACGAUGCCGACCUGGUGGUCAUCGGUUCCGGACCCGGUGGAUACGUCGCCUCCAUCAAAGCUGCCCAGCUCGGCAUGAAGACCGUGUGCAUUGAAAAGAACGACACGCUCGGCGGCACCUGCCUGAACGUGGGCUGCAUCCCGUCGAAAGCGCUGCUGAACAACUCGCACUACUACCAUAUGGCCCACUCGGGCGACCUGGCGGCCCGCGGCAUCCACGUGGAGAACGUGCGGCUCGACCUGGACGUGCUGAUGGGCCAGAAGACGAAGGCGGUCAAAUCGCUGACCGGCGGCAUCGCGCAGCUGUUCAAAAAAAACAAGAUCACGCAUAUCAACGGCUUCGGCACGAUCACCGGCCCGAACACGGUCGUCGCCAAGAAGGCGGACGGUAGCGAGGAGACGGUCAACACGAAGAACAUCCUGAUCGCGACCGGCUCGGAGGUGACGCCCUUCCCGGGCAUCGAGGUGGACGAGGAGACGAUCGUUUCGUCGACCGGCGCCCUGAAGCUGAAGGCAGUGCCGCGCCGGCUCGGCCUGAUCGGUGCCGGUGUGAUCGGGCUGGAGCUCGGUUCGGUGUGGGGCCGUCUCGGUGCGGAUGUUACCGCGAUCGAGUUCCUCAGCACGAUCGGUGGCGUCGGCAUCGAUCAGGAGGUGUCGAAGAACUUCCAGAAGAUUCUCACCAAGCAGGGCAUGAAGUUUAUGCUCGGCACGAAGGUGAUGAGCGCGGCCAAGACCGGUAGCGGCGUGUCGGUGACGGUAGAGAGCGUGAAGGACGGUUCGCAGCAGAACCUGGAGUUUGACGUGCUGCUGGUUUGCGUUGGCCGCCGGCCGUACACCGAGGGUCUCGGGCUGGAGAACGUUGGCAUCGUGAAGGACGACCGGGGCCGUGUGCCGGUGAACAGCCAGUUCCAGACGAUCGUACCGAGCGUGUACGCGAUCGGUGACUGCAUCCACGGCCCGAUGCUGGCGCACAAGGCCGAGGACGAGGGUAUCGUGUGCGUGGAGGGCAUGCUCGGUGGGCACGUGCACAUCGACUACAACUGCGUGCCGAGCGUGGUGUACACCCACCCGGAGGUGGCCUGGGUCGGCAAGAACGAGGAGGAGCUGAAGGCGGAAGGUGUCGCGUACAACGUCGGCAAGUUCCCGUUCGCGGCCAACUCGCGCGCCAAGACGAACAACGACACGGACGGCUUCGUGAAGGUGCUGGCCGACAAGCAGACGGAUCGCGUGCUUGGCGUGCAUAUCAUUGGACCGGCCGCUGGUGAGCUGAUCAACGAGUCUGUCCUUGCCAUGGAGUACGGUGCGUCCGCCGAGGACGUUGCCCGCGUCUGCCACGCUCACCCGACCUGCGCCGAAGCCCUGCGAGAGGCACACACAGCGGCCAGUUUCGGCAAGCCGAUCAACUUCUAAUUUGUAAAAAAAGAAACCACACACCCGCAACACAACCCCACUACCAGUUCAGCAACACAUCCAUUUUUAUGGUGAAGUAAAGCGAGCAAAUAAGUGUGCAAACCUUACAGACGAACCGCCUUUUCCCUAUCCCUCCCUUAUGCGGGAUGUCUCCUGAAACAACUCCUCGCCUUUCAUUUUUCGGCACACCAUCAUCAUGCGGGUGGGCGAGAUAGGCGGAAGGGCCGUUUGUUGUGUUGUUUUUCUAUAGCAGACGACCGACUGAAAGGCGGUGAAAAAAUUAGGAAAUUGGGGGAGGAAAAGGGAAACGAUACGAAGCAAUUUUUAAAAACAACCUCCGUUGGGAGGGGAGCAUUCUUACAGUCAGUACCUUCCCUUGUAAGUGUAAAACGCGAAAGAGAGAAGAGUAAAACAACAAAUGCUGCUCGUCUCUUCCUACGCUCGGGUGUUGGCAUUAUUCCUUUCCGGAAGUGCUAAGGACUCGUGCUAAGAGGAGCGAUUGUCCGGCGUAGAACGUUUUUUUGAAUCUGGAACCAUUGAAUUAGAUUGUUCUUCUGUUGGAAACAGUGCAGUAUAUAAACAAAGGCGAAUAAAAUGAAACCCAAAAGCAAGAUUAUUUAUUAGCUCAUAAA
Molecule: messenger RNA, 2389 nt
Organism: Anopheles coluzzii
Lineage: Eukaryota; Metazoa; Arthropoda; Insecta; Diptera; Culicidae
Product: dihydrolipoyl dehydrogenase, mitochondrial
Exons: 4
Coding region: 237-1757 (506 amino acids)
Cellular component (GO): oxoglutarate dehydrogenase complex; mitochondrion
Molecular function (GO): dihydrolipoyl dehydrogenase (NADH) activity; flavin adenine dinucleotide binding
Source: RefSeq, a predicted model, not a curated record